Molecule: messenger RNA, 522 nt
Organism: Chanos chanos (milkfish)
Lineage: Eukaryota; Metazoa; Chordata; Actinopteri; Gonorynchiformes; Chanidae
Source: the annotation of a RefSeq genome assembly
AUGACUUAUCUUGUCUCUUUAUUUUUAUUUGGGUUAGUGGUUGGAUUGGUUGCCGUGGCUUCAAACCCCGCGCCUUACUUUGCGGCGCUUGGACUAGUGGUUGCGGCUGGAGUGGGGUGUGGGGUGCUUAUCGGGCAUGGGGGUCUGUUCCUAUCGCUGGUCUUGUUCUUAAUUUAUUUGGGGGGAAUGUUGGUCGUAUUCGCCUAUUCGGCGGCGUUGGCUGCUGAGCCGUUCCCUGAGUCUUGGGUAGACCGUUCUGUAAUUUGAUACGUUCUUGUUUAUUUGAUUGGGGUUGUAGCGGUGGCGGGCUUAUUUUGAGGGGGGUGGUAUGAAAGUUCUUGAGUGGUGGUUGACGGGUUGAAAGGGUUCUUUGUUUUGCGAGGGGACGUUAGUGGGGUUGCCCUGAUGUAUUCUUUUGGGGGUGGGAUGUUAGUGGUGUGUGCUUGGGUCCUGCUUCUAACCCUAUUCGUAGUGCUGGAAUUAACCCGUGGGCUAAGUCGGGGAGCCCUUCGAGCAGUUUAG